Cucumis sativus (cucumber) is the source of this 1686-nucleotide messenger RNA. Its product is annotated as terpene synthase 10. Gene Ontology annotation, biological process: diterpenoid biosynthetic process. The transcript has 7 exons. Bases 1 to 1686 code for a protein of 561 amino acids. Lineage: Eukaryota; Viridiplantae; Streptophyta; Magnoliopsida; Cucurbitales; Cucurbitaceae. Gene Ontology annotation, molecular function: magnesium ion binding; terpene synthase activity. The record is from RefSeq and is a predicted model, not a curated record.
AUGCACGUGCCUUGCACCUUUAAAGUAAUUGGUGUUGCAACAAUGUGUAGUAAGACUGUAAUACGACGAUCGGGAAAUUACCAACCUUCUAUUUGGAAACACGAGUUUAUCCAAUCAUUGAGAAGUGAAUUUGCGGAAGAAAUAUAUAUGAGACGAUUCAAUCAAUUGAAGGGAGAAAUAAGAGUCAUCAUGAACACAAUAAUUGACGAUCCUUUAAAACAACUCGAGCUCAUUGAUAUGUUACAACGACUUGGAAUCUCAUACCAUUUUGAGAAUGAGAUUAAGAACGUGUUGAAAACGAUAUACGAUAAGAGCUAUGAACAGGAGCAUUGGAAAAACAAUAAUCUCUAUGCAACAUCACUUGAAUUUAGACUUCUAAGGCAACAUGGAUUCAAUCUUUCCCAAGAUGUUUUCAAUAAUUUCUACUCGAGUGAGACGAAAAGUUUCAACACACAAAUGUAUCAGGAUUUAAAUGGAAUGUUAUUUUUGUACGAAGCCUCAUUCUUGAGUAUAGAAGGGGAGAAUAUUUUAGAGACCGCAAAACAUUUUACAGUGGAAUAUUUAGAAAAAUACAUGAAGUCAAGCAAGGAUGAAAAUGAAGUAGCGAUUGUUAGACAUGCAUUGGAGCUUCCCUUACAUUGGAGAAUGCCAAGAUUGGAUACAAGAUGGUUCAUUGAUAUCUACGAGAGAAAAGUGGAUAUGAAUCCUAUUCUUCUUGAAUUUGCUAAACUUGAUUUCAAUAGGGUGCAAUCUAUCCACCAACAGGAUCUGAAAUAUACAUCAAGUUGGUGGAAAAGCAGUGGACUAGGGGAAAAAUUGAGCUUUGCAAGAAAUAGAUUGAUGGAGAAUUUCUUAUGGACAGUCGGUUUUGGAUAUGAACCUCAAUUCUCAUAUUAUAGAAGAAUGGCCACAAAAAUCAAUGUGUUCAUAACAACAAUUGAUGAUGUAUAUGAUGUCUAUGGCACAUUAGAUGAACUCCAACUCUUUACCGACGCAAUCGAGAGGUGGGAUGUUGCUGCAAUGGAUGAGCUUCCUGACUACAUGAAAAUAUGUUUUCUUGCUCUUCACAAUUCUAUAAAUGAGAUGGCUUUUGAUGUACUAAGAGACCAAGGAAUUAACGUCAUCCAAUACCUUAAGAAAGGGUGGGUAGAUUUGUGCAAAACUUAUAUGGUGGAGGCAACAUGGUACCACAAUGGCUAUAAACCAACAUUGAAAGAAUAUCUAGAUAAUGCAUGGACUUCAAUAUCAGGACCAGUUAUAUUAGUUCAUGCGUAUGUUUUUGUCACAUCUCCAACCUUGAAGGAUAUGGAAAACUUGAAACACUACGUUGAUUUGAUUCGUUAUUCAUCGACAAUUUUACGACUUGCUGAUGAUCUAGGAACAUCAUCGGAUGAAUUAAAAAGAGGUGAUGUUCCAAAAUCAAUACAAUGUUAUAUGAACGACACGGGAGCUUCAGAGAGUAAUGCUCGUAAAUAUAUUAAGCAUUUGAUUGAUGAGACGUGGAAGAAGAUAAAUAAGAUUGAAGUAGAGAAUUCUAUUAUCCCUCAAGUGUUUGUGGAUAGAGCUAAGAAUCUCGCUAGAAUGGCUCAAUGUAUGUAUCAAUAUGGGGAUGGACAUGGCACAGCGCAUGAAGAAACAAAAGAUCGUGUAAUGUCUCUUCUUAUUCAACCAAUUUCUGUUCUUUGA